GCACCGGCUAAUGGAAGCGUGCCCUUGUUUCCCGUCUGUAUUUUUUCUUCCCGUUGUCUCACAGCGAGCGAGUGGAUGGGCUGGGCUCAGGGAGAGCAGUGCAGCACAUGAAUUAUGCAAAGCUGUCAAAGCAAGCUAUUGUCGGUGGUGGCGGCCACACUAAAGCUCAGAACAGGCUGAGUGGCGGGUGGCGGCGUUGGAGGGGAGGGGUUCUGUAUUUCUUUGGGCUAUGUGCACUUAGUAUCCUGGAGCGAACUUUAGUGGCUGGUCGCGGACUGUGGAGGCUGAUUUGAAAGAUUUGGGCAGGAGGAUUAAAGAAAGGCUUCCAGACGGAAGAGUAAGCAACCCCUCUCCCAAGAUGCAACCCAUUUGGAGUGAUGUGUGAUUUGACCCAUUGUUAAGUUGCAUCAGCAGGUGGGAGUGGAACUUAGAGUGGAGAAAGAGGUGCGGAGACAGACCGACAGCUGGAAAGAAGCAAACUAGAACAGACAGCAGCAAGAGAGAAGCGUAGAAGAGGAGGAACACAGCAUGAAUGUAGCAUGGAGGUGAAGGAGCGUCGGCCUUACUGCUCUCUCUCCCGGAGCAAGAGGGAACGAGGGAGAGACUGGGAGAGGGAAGGAGACAGAGAGGAGGGGGAGGGCUACAGGGAGGGUCCCAGCAACCACCGUCACACCAGCUCAUCCUCCGUCCUAACCCAGAAGUCCUAUAGCUCCAGUGAGACGCUGAAGGCCUUUGAUCAACACCCAUCCACCCAGGGGCUUUAUGGGCAUCGCAUGCCAGACAUGGUGCCAAGGGACACUGAGGAAUACAGAGCUCCAGGCCAGAGUCUGUCUCUGAGGCAGCUUGGGAUAUGUGGCCCUGCACCUCGUCGUGGUCUGAGCUUCUGCGCUGAGACCGGACUCAGUCAUCAUACACAGCUCAGCGGAGCAGACCCUAUCCAGAACGCAGGGGGCAUUUCUCCAGACUGCGCCAUGCUAUGGGUUAAGGCACACGGACGGGACUCGCAGCUGUCCAGCCGGUCCAACUCUGUUUUAACACUCACAGACACAGAGCAGGACAACAAAUCGGAUCAGGAGAAUGACCAGCUUCCCAGUCAAGCAGGACCGCCUCCUCUGCCACCUGCUCCACAUCAUCACAAGCAGCAUCCAUCAGUUACCUCCCUCAACCAGUCACUGGCCAAUCAGCCGACAGAGCUUCAGAGUGCAUCUGAAUGCGUGCAGCUGCAAGAAAACUGGGUACUGGGUGGCAACGUAGGCUUGGAGAACAGGCACUUCCUGCUUAAGACUGGAACUGGCACCACAUCUCUCUUCACAACUCCUAAUCCCGGUUAUACUAUGGCGACUGGAGCUGUCUACUCUCCACCAGCUCGUCCCUUAACACGCAACACGCUUUCAAGAGGUGCAUUCAAAUUUAACAAGUCGCCUAAACGGUGUUCGUGGAAAUGCACCGCGCUCAGUGCUGUAGGCGUGGCCACCCUGCUGUCUGUUCUGCUCUGCUACUGUAUAGCCAUGCAUGUACUUGGCCUGAACUGGAAACUGAAGGAUGUGGAUAAUCACGCCUUUGAGAAUGGACGAGCCAAACCAGUGACGUUCCCGACCAACACUGUGACUGCAAUUUCUGCAGAUGGAAAAGUAGGAGUGAUGCUACAGAAUAACUCCACGCUGGACACGGGACAGGUGGAGUUGGGUCAGCAGGUAGCACAUGCCGUUCCACCAGGAGUUUUCUGGAGGUCCAGACUUCUCAUUGAACAACCCCACUUUCUCAAGUUUAAUAUUUCCAUUCAGAAAAACGCUAUGAUUGGAGUCUAUGGGAGGAGGGGACUUCCACCCUCACACACCCAGUACGACUUUGUGGAGCUUCUAGAUGGCAGUAGGCUCAUCUCACGAGAGCGCGUUCAGUUGGAUCCGGAGCUCAGGGACCGACUGGAGAAUCCGGUCAACGUUCAGCAGGCAGGCUUUAUCCAGUACCUCCACAGCGGUGUGUGGCACCUGGCCUUUUACAAUGAUGGCCGCACUGUAGAGCCUGUCUCAUACAGCACCAUAGUACUAGAGUCGGUGAUGGAAUGCCCGCACAAUUGCUAUGGCAAUGGAGAAUGUGUCUCAGGCACAUGUAAUUGCUUCCCAGGAUUCCUUGGGCCAUAUUGCUCGAGAGCGGCGUGUCCAGUGCUGUGCAGUGGCAAUGGGCAGUACAACGGCGGGCGCUGUCAGUGCUAUAGCGGAUGGAAAGGGAUUGAAUGCGAUGUGCCCACUGGUCAGUGUGUGGACACCCAGUGUGGGGGUCAUGGCCUGUGUGUUACAGGCUCCUGCAUGUGUAACCCUGGCUUCAAAGGUGACAACUGUGACCAAGUGAACUGUGUGGACCCAUCCUGUUCCAGCCAUGGCUCCUGUCUCCAUGGUCAGUGCCACUGUACCUCAGGCUGGACCGGAUCGAACUGUGAGACGCGGGUCUCUAUGUGUCCAGAACACUGCUCUGGCCACGGUACAUUCCAGAGUGAGACCAGCUCCUGCAUCUGCGAUGUCAACUGGACCGGUCCUGACUGCUCUACAGAAAUGUGUGCAACGGCUUGCACUCCUCACGGAGUGUGUGUUGGAGGUGUGUGUCGGUGUGCGGACGGCUGGUCGGGGGCAGGGUGUGAACAGGAGGAGUGUCAGGCACACUGUGGGGAGCACGGCGUGUGUCGAAAAGGGAAUUGUGAGUGUCACCAAGGUUGGACGGGAGAAAACUGCAAUAUCGCUCACUUUUUGGACAGCAAAAUAAAAGCAGACUGGAUAGGAUAUAGAGAUAGCUGUCCAGGGCUGUGUAACAACAACGGCAGGUGCAUUUUGGACCAGAACGGAUGGCACUGCCUCUGCCAGUCGGGAUGGAGAGGGGUGGGGUGCGAUGUUGCCAUGGAAACCCUUUGCUCCGAUGGCAAGGACAACGAGGGAGAUGGUUUGGUGGACUGUAUGGACCCAGACUGUUGCAUUCAUAGCACCUGUCAGGGUCAGACGUAUUGCCACGGGGCUCCAGAUCCCAGCACAAUGCAACACCUCAGCUCACCUUCACCAGACACUCAGAGCUUCUAUCAGCGCGUCAGCUUUCUGGUAGCUUCGGGGGGCACACAUACCCUGCCAGGGGAAAACACAUUCAACAGCAGCCUGGUGUCCGUUGUGAGAGGACAGGUGGUGACCAGUGACGGCACUCCAUUGAUUGGGGUGAAUGUGUCCCUUCUGCAUUACCCCCAGCAGGGUUAUACCAUCACCAGACAGGACGGCAUGUUUGAUUUAUUGGUGAAUGGAGGCUCAGCAUUGACGUUGCGAUUCGUGCGUGCUCCAUUCUCUGCUGUGUAUCGCACAGUUUGGUUGUCAUGGAGAGUUUUCCAUGUGAUGGACACACUGGUGAUGAGGAAAGAGGAAAGAGACAUGCCAACCUGUGAAUUUAGUGGCCUUGACAGACCCUCACCCCGAAUCACAGCGUCACCACUCUCCACCUUCUACCGCUCCAGCCCCGAGGCCAGCCCCAUCAUUCCUGAGACACAGGUUCUUCACGAGCACACGGCUAUUCCAGGGAGUGAUUUAGACUUGAUUUACUUGAGUUCACGUGCUUCAGCCUACAAACCUGUUCUGAAGGUCAUCUUGACCCAGUCCAGCGUGCCCUUCGGCUUGGCUCGGGUCCACCUCAUGGUGGCUGUGGAGGGCAGAAUGUUUCAGAAGCAGUUCCCAGCUUCACCCCGGCUCUCUUACAGCUUUAUCUGGGACAAGACAGAUGCGUACAGCCAGAGAGUCUAUGGACUCGCAGAGGCUGUAGUAUCCGUGGGCUUUGAGUAUGAAUCAUGCCUGAAUGUGAUCCUAUGGGAGAAGCGGACAGCCACGCUGCAAGGAUAUGAGCUGGAGGCCUCCAGCAUGGGCGGAUGGACCCUGGAUAAGCAUCACAUCUUGGAUGUGCCAAACGGUAGGAAUCGCUUAUUAAACGCCACCGGAACCACCUCACGGGAAAUGUCCCCUCACCAAUUCAGGGGUCAGUGCCUCUACCUGGACUCAUCGUCAUAAAUAUUCAUCUUAACAUGAAAUACGGUUCAUUGCCUCAUUUGCACAUAAUAAAGCAGAGUUUGAAAGGGCUAAUCGCUCACAGUGAUGACAGAUUAAAUCGGAAUCAUUAACACAGCGUGCCAAGUCAGAACUGUGCUCUGCAACAUUAUGGGGGACAUGAUUUGGCUGAAUGAACUUUAUCCAGUUUUCAGGCGCAGAAUGCAUACUUAUAGCUUAAUUCAAUAAAAGUGCCAUUAAAACACAAGCCUGAAUAUGGAAAUGUGGCAUUAUUCCACCAGACAUUCCCCGUUCCUUUGUCUUCAUAAUGAAACAGGGUGACAGGGAAGCUCAUUCUGUCUGCUUAAAUCUCCAUAUUCACACACAUAAUGGCAUCUUUUUGUUCUUGGUAAAUGACGAUGUGUGCACAGUUUGAACAAGAUCCAGCAGUCGUAUCUA
Carassius auratus (goldfish) is the source of this 4463-nucleotide messenger RNA. RefSeq names its product teneurin-3-like. The transcript is spliced from 21 exons. Gene Ontology annotation, biological process: heterophilic cell-cell adhesion; signal transduction; neuron development. The record is from RefSeq and is a predicted model, not a curated record. NCBI's taxonomy places the organism in Eukaryota, Metazoa, Chordata, Actinopteri, Cypriniformes, Cyprinidae. Gene Ontology annotation, cellular component: neuron projection; membrane. Gene Ontology annotation, molecular function: cell adhesion molecule binding; protein heterodimerization activity; protein homodimerization activity. The coding region runs from base 540 to 4028 and encodes 1162 amino acids.